This is a messenger RNA of Castor canadensis (American beaver), 1525 nucleotides long. It is a transcript of the gene Chchd3, whose product is annotated as coiled-coil-helix-coiled-coil-helix domain containing 3. The record is from RefSeq and is a predicted model, not a curated record. NCBI's taxonomy places the organism in Eukaryota, Metazoa, Chordata, Mammalia, Rodentia, Castoridae. Gene Ontology annotation, biological process: inner mitochondrial membrane organization. Gene Ontology annotation, cellular component: MICOS complex; mitochondrion.
UCAGGACCCGCGCCGUCUCCUUGUUUCUUGGGGUCGUGGCCUUGCUCCCGCUAGGCAAGGGAAGAGUCCUGGUUCCUGCACGCGCGUGUGAACGCGCGGGCUCUGAAGUUCUCGUGGGUCCGCGCUAGGGCUCUGCAAGAACAGAAGAAGGAGCCAUGGGCGGGACCGCUAGCACCCGCCGGGUCACCUUCGAGGCGGACGAAAAUGAGAACAUCACUGUGGUGAAGGGCAUCCGGCUUUCGGAGAAUGUGAUCGAUCGAAUGAAGGAAUCUUCUUCUGGUUCGAAGGCUCAGCGGUAUUCUGGUAUUUAUGGUGCUUCAGUUUCAGAUGAAGAAUUGAAAAGAAGAGUAGCUGAGGAGUUGGCAUUGGAACAAGCGAAAAAGGAAUCUGAAAAUCAGAAGCGAGUAAAGCAAGCCAAGGACCUGGAGCGAGAGAGGGCUGCAGCUAAUGAUCAGUUAACCAGGGCUAUCCUUCGAGAAAGGAUAUCGAGUGAGGAGGAACGCUCAAAGGCAAAACUCCUGGCUAGGCAGCUGGAAGAGAAAGACCGGAUAAUAAAGAAGCAGGAUGCAUUCUACAAAGAGCAGCUGGCUAGACUGGAGGAGAGGAGCUCAGAGUUCUACAAAGUCACCACCGAGCAAUAUCAGAAAGCUGCUGAAGAGGUAGAAGCGAAGUUCAAGCGCUAUGAGUAUCACCCAGUCUGUGCUGAUCUUCAGGCCAAGAUCCUCCAGUGUUACCGCCAGAACACCCAACAGACCCUCAGCUGCUCUGCUCUGGCUAGCCAGUACAUGCUCUGUGUCAACCAUGCCAAACAGAGCAUGCUGGAGAAGGGAGGAUAAAAUCAACUUUCAGAACAUGCACAACUCCCUCAACAUUAAUUCCAGAGGUGGAACAUUUUUUUUUCCUAAUAAGAAAAUAACCCAAUGAAAGAGAAGACCAUUAAAGAGAAGCACCAGAAAAUGGAUUCAACAAAAUAAUAUCAUGUUUUGAUCACCAACAGUUUGAAAAAGCCAAAGCCUAGAUCAGGGAUCAGUCAUCAGAGGACACUGUGAAGUAUUAAUAAACCCAAUUUAUGAUGAAUGAAAGAGGAGAGCACCUCUUCACCUUUUUGUACUUUCUAUUUAACUUCUACUGACCAUAAAAUGUUUCUCCUCACACCAAAUCCUGCCACUGUUGGAUCUCUUCUCUUGCAAAGCUGGGAGGGAACAGGGAGGCCAAACUAAUUGAAAUGGUGAGAGGAGAGAGCAAGAAAACACAGAGUUGAGACAAUCUGCUGGGUAGAAUGAUCUAGGCUGUGGCUUGUUGGUGUUUUCUCUUCUUUGAUUAUGUAAAAGCUAUUUCAUUUUAACUUAUGAUGAUCAUGCAAGUAAGAAGACAAAAAGGAGAGAAAGUGUGCCUCUUUUACUGGAAUAAUGUUUAUGAUUACAAGUGAAGUAAGGCAUUUUUAUCAAUAUAAAGGCAACCUUGGCUUAUUCAACCUCUAUCAUGUACUGACACCUUCACUUGCUAUCAAUAAUAAAUAUAUUUU